AUGGAUGAUAUAAAUACAGAUAUGCUUAUAUCAUUGAUCGAAGCAAGACCUGCAUUGUGGGAUAAAACAUUAGACAUAUAUAAGGAUAAGGUGUCAAAAGAAUCAGCAUGGACUUACAUAUAUAAACCGGUAUUCAGAAUCUACAACGGUAAAAUCGUUUUGAAAAAAUGGACCCAAACAAGAGAUUCGUGGAUGAAAUCGAUCAAAAAACAAAAAGAUGAAAAAAGAUCUGAAUCUUCUGCUAAGCCAUCAAGAUUGUACUUGUACCAUAAUCAAAUGUGUAUUUUAAAAAAAAUAAUAGACUCGACAACUACCCAAGAAAGUGCUGAGGAUGGUCCGAUUGAACAAAAUAAAGGAUCAAACCAAACUGAUGAGAGGGAAAAAACCUUCUUAAUGAAUCACCAGCUAACCAACCACGUAUUUCUGAACAUAAACAUAGACCAAUCAACAGCUAGCCCAGAAAGUGUGAUAUCGGCAACACUUUCAGUAAUAUCAACCACAAGUCAAGAGCCCGAGGAAUACGACUUUGCUGAUAUAAUUUAG
This is a messenger RNA of Sipha flava (yellow sugarcane aphid), 543 nucleotides long. RefSeq lists its product as uncharacterized. Gene Ontology annotation, cellular component: transcription regulator complex; nucleus. The transcript is spliced from 3 exons. Gene Ontology annotation, biological process: regulation of transcription by RNA polymerase II. NCBI's taxonomy places the organism in Eukaryota, Metazoa, Arthropoda, Insecta, Hemiptera, Aphididae. The coding region runs from base 1 to 543 and encodes 180 amino acids. The record is from RefSeq and is a predicted model, not a curated record.